Ictidomys tridecemlineatus (thirteen-lined ground squirrel) is the source of this 815-nucleotide messenger RNA. Its product is annotated as fructose-bisphosphate aldolase A. The record is from RefSeq and is a predicted model, not a curated record. NCBI's taxonomy places the organism in Eukaryota, Metazoa, Chordata, Mammalia, Rodentia, Sciuridae. Gene Ontology annotation, molecular function: fructose-bisphosphate aldolase activity. Gene Ontology annotation, biological process: glycolytic process.
GGUUCCGGUGACGACUGCAGCGUACCCGCCAGCCCACGGCCCUCCGCCUCCGCACCCCACAAACCCGCCCCCUUCUGUGCCAGGAACCUGCUACCACCAGCACCAUGUCCUAUCAAUACCCAGCACUGACCCCGAAGCAGAAGAAGGAGCUGUCUGAGAUAGCUCGCCGCAUUGUGGCUCCGGGCAAGGGCAUCCUGGCAGCAGAUGAGUCCACGGGAAGCAUUGCCAAGCAGCUGCAGUCCAUCGGCACUGAGAACACCGAGGAGAAUCGUCGCUUCUACCGCCAGCUGCUGCUGACUGCUGAUGACCGUGUGAAUCCCUGCAUUGGGGGUGUCAUCCUCUUCUAUGAGACACUCUACCAGAAGGCGGAUGAUGGGCGUUCCUUCCCCCAAGUCAUCAAAUCCAAGGGUGGUGUCGUGGGCAUCAAGGUAGACAAGGGAACAAACGGCGAGACCACUACCCAAGGGCUGGAUGGGCUGUCUGAGCACUGUGCCCAGUAUAAGAAGGAUGGAGCUGACUUUGCCAAGUGGCACUGUGUGCUGAAGAUUGGGGAACACACCCCCUCAUCUCUUGCCAUCAUGGAAAAUGCCAAUGUUCUGGCCCGUUAUGCCAGCAUCUGCCAGCAGAAUGGCAUCGUGCCCAUUGUGGAACCUGAGAUCCUUCCUGAUGGGGACCAUGACUUAAAGCGCUGUCAGUAUGUGACUGAGAAGGUUCUGGCUGCUGUCUACAAGGCUCUGAGUGACCACCACAUUUACUUGGAAGGCACCUUGCUGAAGCCCAACAUGGUCACCCCAGGCCAUGCGAGCUAUAAAUGA